ACGAGCGGGGCGGGCUCCGCGGCAGAGUCGGCGGCGGCUGCGGAGGGGAGCGGACGUGCGCUGAGCGGACUCCGCGAGCAGCAGCCCGAGCCGGAGCCGGAGCCGGAGCGGCCACAGGAGGAAGGCCAGGCGGCAGGACAGCGGCGUGUCGGGAGCCCCGGGCAGCGGCGGCGGACGACGACAUGGCCGGGGGACCGUGGAGCGCACGCAGGGCGCUGGCGGCCGCGCUCCUGGCCGCCUCGGUGCUCAGCGCCGCGCUGCUGGCCCGCGGGGAGCUCCCGGGCCCGGACACGCAGGAGCCAGAGCGGCAGCAGCAGCUGCAGGAGCAGCAGCCUCGGGAUGUAAACAAAAGAAAGUUCCCUGAGUUGAAGAUGGAUCAGGCAUUAUUAAUUAUCCACUAUGAACUUCAUCAUGGAGAUGGAGAUUUGAAUGUCUACUGGCUUUCCGACCACUGUUAUCAAUGCUUGUAUCAGUUUCUGGUGUCCGUUCCAGUGCGUCUUGGACACCCUAGCAUUGCAGCAGUAGCAGUGAGCACUCAGCACCCUGUCACCCUGCUUCUAAAUGAUACCUUGGAAAAGAAAGAGAUUUGCCGGAUACAUUAUGCUUUUGGAGAAUUUGGAAACUAUUCUCUCAGAGUAAACCAGAUGUCCUGUGACAUAAUCAUCAAUGAAAAUCCAGUCAACAGCAACUUUCCUAUCUACAUUGCAUUCCUUAUUUACAUAGCAAUCAUCAUUUCCUCAUCCGUAGGAAAUUUCUUUGUGAAACUUGAUCCUGUUCGGAAUUGGCUGUAUAAAAAAAUGAAUCCCAGAGAAACUGAUCGUCUCAUUAAUUCUGAGCUGGGAUCUCCAACCAGAGCAGAGUCUUAUAGUAGUGACCUGCAAGUUGAAGCAUGGAGACUGACCCCUCCAGUGUAUCGCCUUCGCUCUCUAGAUACAUUUAGAGGGAUUGCUCUCAUCAUCAUGGUUUUCGUGAAUUAUGGAGGAGGAAAAUACUGGUUCUUCAAACAUGAGAGCUGGAAUGGUUUGACUCUAGCAGACCUGGUGUUUCCAUGGUUUGUGUUUAUUAUGGGUUCUUCCAUUGCCCUCUCCCUGAGCUCCAUGCUGCGACGAGGAUGUUCCAAAUGGAAGCUGCUGGGAAAAAUCCUGUGGAGGAGUCUUCUACUCUGUGUGAUUGGAAUCUUCAUUGUGAAUCCUAAUUAUUGCCUUGGCCCCUUGUCCUGGGAUAAGCUGCGCAUCCCUGGUGUGCUUCAGCGUUUGGGAUUGACCUACCUUGUGGUUGCAGUUCUAGAGCUUCUGUUUGCCAAAGCCGUACCCGAAAACAGUGCUAUGGAUAUUAUCUCUUACUGGCCGCAGUGGAUUUUCAUUCUGAUGUUGGAAGCCACUUGGGUGUGUGUGACCUUCUUGUUACCUGUUCCUGGCUGCCCAACUGGUUAUCUUGGUCCUGGUGGUAUUGGAGACUUUGGAAAAUACCCAAAUUGUACUGGAGGAGCUGCUGGCUACAUCGAUCGUUUGCUUCUGGGAGAAGACCACAUUUACCAGCAUCCCUCUCCCAAUGUGCUCUACCACACCAAAAUGGCUUAUGAUCCUGAAGGACUCUUGGGAACUAUCAACUCAAUUGUGAUGGCAUUUUUAGGAGUGCAGGCUGGAAAAAUCCUCUUGUUUUACAAAGACCAACCCAAGCAGAUCAUGCUGCGUUUCCUUUUGUGGAGUGCCAUGUUGGGUAUUAUUUCAGGUGUUUUGACCAAAUUUUCUCAAAAUGAAGGCUUCAUCCCAGUAAAUAAAAAUCUCUGGUCCAUCUCCUAUGUGACAACUCUGAGUUUCUUUGCUUUCCUUCUGCUCCUGUUUAUGUAUUUCUUGGUGGAUGUUGCAAGACUGUGGUCUGGAGCUCCCUUCUUUUACCCAGGAAUGAACUCCAUCCUGGUGUAUGUUGGGCAUGAGGUCUUUGAGAACUACUUCCCUUUCCAGUGGAAGAUGGAGGACCACCAGUCUCAUAAGGAACACUUGACUCAGAACCUGGUUGCCACUUCCCUCUGGGUGGUCAUUGCUUAUGUGCUCUACCGAAAAAGGAUUUUCUGGAAAAUCUGAUUUCAUUGAACUGAUUCUGGAGGGGCCCAGGGAGAUCAGUGAAGCAAAUAGACUGUCAUCUGUAUUAGUGAGAAAAGUGGAUGGGCUUUGGAAUGUUGGGUUAUGGGAACAUGAAAUCCUCUUUUAAUGUGCAUAAAUUAGAUGCUAUAGUCCUGUGAACUGGUUUAAUCCCAUACAUAGCUCAUCAGAAACCCUGUCUUCUGUAUAUUUGUAAAUCAUGUGUUUGUAAUGUAACUGACCAUGGUAGUUUUUCUCCUUUAUUCUGUGUAAAUAGAUGUGUUUAGGGGCAGCUAGGUCACACAGUGGAUAGAGCACCAGCUCUGGAGUCAGGAGAACUGGAUUCAAAUCUGGCCUCAGGCACUUGCUAGCUGUGUGACCUUGGGCAAGCCACUUAACCCCAAUUGCCUCAACAACAAAAAAAAAAAAUUGUGUUUGACAGUUUUAAUUCCCUUUUGAUGAGGUCUCAUCAAAAAGGGAAUUAUUGCAGGCCUUUUUGCUUUCAAGUUUGAUAAAAAAAACAAUUGAAGACCUGAUUCUUAUUUCAUUUUCCUAUAAAAUGACCGUUUUAGAGCUUAUAUACCCCGCUUAUGAAGAGCAGCCUUAUUUCUCUUGUGAACUGUAAAAGUUAUUGAAUGUGUUUUUGUGCUGAUAUGCUCUGCUUUAUUUAAAAAUCCCAGCUUUUCUGCUGUGUGAUUCCUUCUAAGUGAGUUCCAAGAAAGCCUACCUUUCUAAGUGCCCUUUUCAGAUCUGCCAGGCGCUUGCUGUGUGACACAUGUUUCUGUUCCCUGAUGCUUCUUGAAAAAAAAAUGCCUCUUUCUGCCAAAAGAUUUUUUCUGUUUCUACUUUUUUUUUUUUUAAAAGAUAUCAUGUAUUGAACUUCUUUUCUCACCAGUAUUGUGUAGCUAUCUAGAAUUUACCUAUCGUUUUUCUGAAAUUCUCAGUAAAAGUGUAUUUUAUUAUGGAAAAAUUCCAAUUAAAUUGUUUGAGCAGCA
Antechinus flavipes (yellow-footed antechinus) is the source of this 3076-nucleotide messenger RNA. RefSeq names its product heparan-alpha-glucosaminide N-acetyltransferase (gene HGSNAT). Gene Ontology annotation, biological process: lysosomal transport. The record is from RefSeq and is a predicted model, not a curated record. Gene Ontology annotation, cellular component: lysosomal membrane. NCBI's taxonomy places the organism in Eukaryota, Metazoa, Chordata, Mammalia, Dasyuromorphia, Dasyuridae. The transcript has 18 exons. The coding region runs from base 183 to 2084 and encodes 633 amino acids.